Messenger RNA from Peromyscus eremicus (cactus mouse), 2390 nucleotides. It is a transcript of the gene Nkd1, whose product is annotated as NKD inhibitor of WNT signaling pathway 1. Bases 97 to 1512 code for a protein of 471 amino acids. Gene Ontology annotation, molecular function: calcium ion binding. Gene Ontology annotation, cellular component: cytoplasm. The transcript has 10 exons. Lineage: Eukaryota; Metazoa; Chordata; Mammalia; Rodentia; Cricetidae. Gene Ontology annotation, biological process: negative regulation of Wnt signaling pathway. The record is from RefSeq and is a predicted model, not a curated record.
CGGCGCGCGGACUGUGAAGAGGAGGAGGCGAGCGAGGCUGGCGCGGGGUCGGCGGCCGGACACAUGGCUUAGGACGCCCCGCCGCCGCGCCCCAGCAUGGGGAAACUUCACUCGAAGCCGGCCGCCGUGUGCAAGCGCAGGGAGAGCCCGGAAGGUGACAGCUUUGCUGUGAGCGCUGCUUGGGCAAGGAAAGGCAUCGAGGAGUGGAUCGGGAGGCAGCGCUGUCCAGGCAGCGUCUCAGGACCCCGACAGCUGAGAUUGGCAGGCACUGUUGGUCGAGGCACCCGGGAGCUCGUGGGUGACACUUCCAGAGAGGCGCUCGGUGAGGAGGACGAGGACGACUUCCAGCUAGAAGUGGCUCUACCACCUGAGAAGACCGACAGCCUGGUCAGUGGAGAUGAGAAGAGAAUGGAGAAACUGAGUGAACCUGGCCCUGGCUCCAAGAAGCAGCUGAAGUUUGAAGAGCUUCAGUGUGAUGUUUCUGUGGAGGAGGACAGCCGACAGGAAUGGACUUUCACUCUGUAUGACUUCGACAACAACGGCAAAGUCACCCGUGAGGACAUUACCAGCUUGCUGCACACCAUCUAUGAGGUGGUUGACUCCUCUGUGAACCAUUCACCCACAUCAAGCAAGACACUGCGGGUGAAGCUCACUGUGGCCCCUGAUGGAAGCCAGAGCAAGAGGAGUGUCCUUUUCAACCAUACUGACCUGCAGAGCACGAGGCCCCGAGCGGACACCAAGCCUGCUGAGGAGCUUCGUGGCGGGGAGAAGAAGCAGAGGGCCCCUCUCAGGUUCCAAGGUGACAGCCAUCUGGAGCAGCCGGGCUGCUACCACCAUUGUGUGGAUGAGAACAUCGAGAGGAGAAACCACUACCUGGACCUGGCGGGGAUAGAGAACUACACAUCUCAGUUUGGACCCGGCUCCCCUUCAGUGGCCCAGAAGUCAGAGCUGCCCCCUCGAAUCUCCAACCCCACUCGCUCUCGUUCCCAUGAGCCAGAAGCCGCUCACAUCCCACACCGGAGGCCCCAAGGUGUGGACCCGGGCUCCUUCCACCUCCUUGACACCCCAUUUGCCAAGGCGUCAGAGCUCCAGCAACGGCUCCGGGGUACGCAGGAUGGGAGCAAGCACUUUGUGAGGUCUCCCAAGGCCCAGGGCAAGAACAUGGGAAUGGGCCACGUGGCCAGAGGUGCAAGAAGCAAGCCUCCACUGGUGCCCACCGCCCACACUGUGUCUCCCUCUGCCCACUUGGCCACCAGCCCAGCCCUCCUCCCCACCCUGGCACCCCUGGGCCACAAGAAGCACAAGCAUCGAGCCAAGGAGAACCAGGCGAGCUGCCGGGGCCUGCAGGCCCCACUGGCUGCAGGAGGUGCCACCGUCAUGGGGCGAGAGCAGGUGAGGGAGCUGCCUGCUGUGGUGGUGUAUGAGAGCCAGGCUGGGCAGGCUGUCCAGAGACAUGAGCACCACCACCACCACGAACAUCACCACCACUACCACCACUUCUACCAGCCCUAAACCCCACCAGGCCACCACAUGAAGGACCCACCCCCACGCCUCAAGGCAUUAUUAUUCUAUUAAUUAUUGUUAUUAUGACAAUUAUUGUUAUUAAUAAUUAUUGUUACUCCACUAAUAUUUAGCUAGCCUUCAUGUAGGAGAUAUAUGGAAACACAGAACUAAACUUUUAUUUAUAUGUUGUGGGGAUUAUAUAACUCACCCGAGAAGUGACUGGGUUUGGAAGGGUCCUUGGGCCACCCCAGCUGCAGGGUCCACGCAGAUCUUCCCAAACCACAGGAGCCCUCAGCCCAGCUGCCCCACUCCAGCUCUUCCAGGAGAGCCCCCUUGCCUGGCUCAGCUUCAGAGACCCUCAAGAGCUCCAGAGGUCAACAGCUGCUACCUCUCAGUGUUAUUCUGUUUUGACUUCGCCCUUAACUGAUUGUACCGUGCUGUGGGGAUCUCAGUGGACUGCCGCUGUCACGACGAUGCUUCCCUGCCCUUGUGUUCUCACACCUCAACCUAGACACCUUAGCUGUGCUUUCUGGAGUUACUGCCUCACCUAGGCCCAAGACAGUCCCGUCCUUUUUUGUGGGGGGCAUGCACAAUGUGGAAGCGCCCCCUCCUCCUGUGCCCCCCCUUUGCUUUUGAAGGAUGCGCCUGUGUUUAAUUGAUUGUCCUUGGAGCCAGCCUGCUUCUUUUGGAAACUGCUCCAGAGAGAAGCAACCACAUAAAGAAGUGUGGGUUCCCAAGAUGGCACCAUUGUAUGACGGAGGGUGUGAAACCUGAGUUUGCCAUCAGCAAAUACACUUUGUGGCUCUCUAGUAGCCUUUGUAUCUCUAGGUAGAUGCUGCCUGUCCGUGUCUCUGUACCUUUCUAGAAAUACACUCUCAGGUAUCUUU